AGGGGCCAAAAUACAUAUUUGGUCUGUUUGUUUAUUGUCUAUUUGAAAGGUCACUCAUACUGUUUUUUGGUCAUGUCACUUCCGUUUUUGAUUGACACAUGGGUGUGGUUUAAUCUAUACACCUGGGCACUCGGAUCGGCGGUGGGUAAGAGAGAAAGGGGGUUAGUGGCGUUCCUGAUUUAUAUUUUCUGUUUACCGUCAAAUCGUCAAAUAACCAAGAAUAAAUCGUCAAACAAGAAACAUCACUGGACUUGGAUUCAUUUGAAUGACGCGUAACUGCCUGGAGCCCACCUAAGCCUCUUAGCGACCUUUUAUAGGAAAACUGUCGCUACAAUUAGUAAACAGAAAAUUCAAUCCAUAAAACACCACGGCAUGGACGGAAUUCAACGUUGCUCUUACCGCUUGGAUCUCGAUGUUUUGCACUGAACGAACUAUGCAACACAUUGGACUCUUUUCCGCGGAUGCCUUGGAUCAGAGACAUAAGUGACAGCAGCGCAUCACAGCCAUCGGAAACGGUAUGUUGGUUGAUCCUCCUGUGUAUUUGUUUGAAGUUGAACACAGUUUGGAGAGGCUGCCGUUUUGUCCAUUGGGGACUGUUUGUUUGGGCUUGUGUUGCGCGUGCUUCGUUUGUCGCGAUCGGCAAUUGUUUGGGCUGAUUUGACUGUGUGGUGAGCAGUGGCCGCCGUGCUGUGCUGUUGUGUUGAAAAUCGCAUUGUGGCUGUUGCUCAGUGCUUUGGUGAAUUGUGCACGUUGAAAGUUCACAUAAUGAGUGACUCAAAUGAAAUGGAAAAUACGGAGAAGAGAACGGUCAAGCUUACAGCCAAAGCGCUGGCUUGCAAAAUGGAAACUCUUCAAAAGCAACGUCAAUCUAAUGUGACAAAAAUGAAAGCACUCUCACGCGAAAUUAAAGAGCUCAUGAAAAAUGAUGAAAAUGCAAAGAAAGUGCAAUUCAAACUGAAUGAACUCAAACAACUGGAUGAAAAUGCAAAGGCAGCACAUGAGUCAGUGAUUGUUUUAUUUCCCAAAGAGGAAAAAGUAACACAAAAUGAGUGGUUUGGACGCAUAAUAAAACAUAACACAGACUUCACUGAUGAUGUAAAAACAUGGCUCUCUGAGACUGAAAGACACUUUCAGCAAGCAAGAAAUGUGACUGCAGAUGUGUUUGCUGCACAAUCAGUCAACUCUCCCAUUCCACCUGAAGAAGAGGCACCUGUUGCACCUGUUGAAUUAAAGGAAGAUAUACCACACUCUGAUGUUCCAACUGCCAUUCCUUCUCAACAGAAUAAAGCAAUAUCUGACAUGCAGGAUGGAAUUAAACCAAGUGACAGUGUGUCAAAUGUUACCAACAGGAGUCACAAAUCACAUUCUUCAUGCUCAAGAUUUUCCACCACCUCAUCUGCAUGCAUCAAGGCUGAGGCUGAAAUGGCUGCUCUUAUUGUAAAACAACAAAUGCUAAAAGAUAAACAUGCCAUAGAAGCACAAGAGGAGCAGCUAAGGAGGAAAAAAGAGCAACUGGAGCUGGAUGGAAACCUUGCUGCUACAAUGGCAAAAAUGAAGAUUCUUGGAGCCUCAAGUAGAUCUGGUGUGUGCAGCCACAGAUCAAGAGUGUCGGAUGGUAUGAACUCGUAUAUGGAGAAAAAACAACAUGAAAAGAAAACACAAAUGACUGCCACUGCUGACGGAGACAGUACUCAAACCCAAUCUCUCCCCACAGUGCCAGUGACAGUUCAGUCAAAUACAUUAACUAUGGAUGCACAUGUUACAAUACCAGCCACAUUGCCUGCUCCUAACAAUGGUGAACAGAGCAACAUGCUUAGCAUCAUGGAAAAGCAAAAUGACAUCACUGCAUUAAUGGUCCAACAACAGUCUCUCUCUUUAAUGCCCAAGAAGGAGAUUUGUCGUUUUUAUGGUGACCCACUUCAAUUUCAAACAUUCAUAAAAUCCUUUGAACACAACAUUGAAAGCAAGAACCCAAACCCCACAGAUUGUCUUUAUUAUCUGGAACAAUAUACAGAAGCACAACCAAGAGAAAUGGUGAGGAGCUGCCUUCAUAUGACAGCAGACAGAGGAUUCAGGAAGGCAAAAUCUUUACUGCAGGAGCACUUUGGCAACGAGCAUAAAAUUGCUACAGCCUACAUGGAGAAGGCUCUUUCAUGGGCGUCAAUUAAACCAGAUGACACAAAAACACUACAAGCAUACACUCUGUUUCUAAGAGGAUGUUGCAAUGCCAUGGAAGAUCUCAACAACAUGCAAGAGCUCAACAUGUCAGCUAACCUGCUAAUUAUAAUUAAGAAGCUGCCAUAUCGACUGAGGGAUAAAUGGAGAUCUGUGGCAUGUGAUUUUCAGGAAAGGUACAAACAAAGGGCUACCUUCAGGGAUCUGGUCAAUUACCUUGAAAAACAGGUGAGGAUUGCAACUGAUCCAGUAUUUGGAGACAUCAGAGACACUCCAACACCAAGCAAGGAUGGAAGAAGUUUUAUGUCAAAACCACCUCAUCCAAGAAUCAAAGGAAGUACAUUUGCAACCACUGUGACAGUUGCACAUGAGAAAAAUGGAAAUGGACCGAGGAAAAUGGAGAGUUGGCCGGCUGUAAAAAGGUGUUUGUUCUGUGGAGGUGGACAUGCUUUGGAGGUGUGUUUCCUAUUGGAAAAGAAAGCACAUCAUGAGAAAAUCACUUUCCUUAAAGAAAAUGGAGCCUGCUUUGGUUGUUUGCAGAUAGGACACAUGAGCAAGGACUGCAGGAAGCGACUCAGCUGCAACAUAUGCAAUUUGAAGCAUCCUCAGAUGCUGCAUAUCCACCAAAGGAGAUUUGAAAUGGACAAACAUCAAGCUCAAACAAAAGAAGAAGCUGACAUCAGAGCCAUAGCCUCGGUACAGACAAGUGGUCUUACUGGGGCCGGUGAAGACAAUUGCAAACUCUCAAUAGUGCCUUGGCCUGCACUUUCUCCAGACCUGAAUCCCAUAGAAAACCUAUGGGAUCAUCUGAGUCGCCGUGUAGAGGCUCGUAACUCUGUACCCCAGAACCUCAAUGACCUGAGGGCCGCCCUUCAAGAAGAGUGGGAUGCCAUGUCUCUGCAGACAAUAAGUCGUAGUGUGAACAGCAUGAGAUGUCAUUGUCAAGCUGUAAUUGAUGCUCUAGGCCAAACGGCAAGUUAUUGA
Molecule: messenger RNA, 3159 nt
Organism: Solea senegalensis (Senegalese sole)
Lineage: Eukaryota; Metazoa; Chordata; Actinopteri; Pleuronectiformes; Soleidae
Exons: 2
Coding region: 766-3159 (797 amino acids)
Molecular function (GO): nucleic acid binding; zinc ion binding
Source: RefSeq, a predicted model, not a curated record